GUGUGAGGGGGGUGAGGGUGAGGGUAGGGGGGUGACCAUGCUGGAGGUGAAUGGGUCUGAGUGUGAGUGUGCCGUGUGCUGGAACCCAUAUGACAACGCGUUCCGGACGCCCAAGAUCCUGGAUUGUAAACACACCUUCUGCCUGGAGUGUCUGGCCCGCAUGAGCUUGGCUUCAGUGCCGGACAUGGAGCCGGCCAUGUCCUGCCCUCUGUGCCGCCACCUCACGCCGCUCGGCCCCGGGCAACUGGUCACCGGACUCCGCACUAACGGGGACAUCCUGGCCCGCAUGAGGCUGCAGCCGCUCCACGUGUACCUGGAUCAUGGCCGCCUGUUCUACAAGGGUCCGGGCAAGGCCAGCUUCCUGCUGCGCCGACCCACCGUCUACACCCUGAGCCUGGAGAUGGAGCGGGAGAACGGGCUCCCUGUCCGCACUCAGGCCGCUCCGGCCAUGGACGAGAGACUCCCACACAACACCAUGUGGAGAUGUUGUCAGAGCCCACCCUGCCGGACAGUCACCUACAUCCUCAUCGUCAUAUUCGGCAUCACCAUCAUCCUCGUCAUCUCCCUCUUCUGGACCAAGAAAAUACUCUGGGAUCUGGGCUGAGGAGACACCUGGCCAAGACACUGCCUGGCCCGUUGAAUGCUUCCAGCAUUUUCUGUUUUUAUUUCAGAUUUCCAGCCAGUUUUGUUUUUGUCCUUCUUUCAAUUGUGCCUUGUGGUUUAUAAACUUACCCACUCGCUUAAGAAGGCAAGACUUGGGAAGUUCGGCAUGUCCCCAACAGAUCUCACCAACUUCUACAGAUGUGCCGGAGAAAGCAUUUCAUCGGGAUGCAUCACAGAACGGUUUGGGAACAGCUCCAGGCAAGACCC
Amblyraja radiata (thorny skate) is the source of this 870-nucleotide messenger RNA. Its product is annotated as E3 ubiquitin-protein ligase RNF183. The transcript has 2 exons. The coding region runs from base 38 to 604 and encodes 188 amino acids. Lineage: Eukaryota; Metazoa; Chordata; Chondrichthyes; Rajiformes; Rajidae. The record is from RefSeq and is a predicted model, not a curated record. Gene Ontology annotation, biological process: protein ubiquitination. Gene Ontology annotation, molecular function: ubiquitin protein ligase activity.